AUUCAACAUCCGGUUUGAUUGGCGCCAAACUUGUCAAGUUAAUCAUGAAGUCUAGUUUGUCUGCCUUUUACUUCAGUGGACAAACAGCACGCUUCUGUUGUUAAUAUUCUUCUACUUUGAGAAACCGGACCGCUUUAAGCCACCCCGACUCACUACGUUUGCUGACCAUGAAUUGUGAACUUCUGGCAACAUGCACCGCUCUGGGAUACCUGGAAGGAGACAUUUAUCACAAAGAAGUAGAUUGUUUGGAGAGCGUGAAAGACCUGAUCAGGUACCUGCGCCAUGAGGACGACACGCGUGACGUGCGCCAGCAGCUGGGCGAGGGCCACAUUGUGGAACAUGACCUUCUGCCUCUCAUCACUCAGCACGGGCAAGACAAGGCCUUGUUUGAUGCCUGCAUAAGGCUCAUGGUCAAUCUAACUCAACCUGCCAUGCUUUGCUUCGGCAAAGUUCCCGAUGACCCGGUGUUCAGACACCACUUCCUGCAAGUGACCUCUCAUUUACAAGCCUACAAAGAGGCAUUUUCUAGUGAGAAGGUGUUUGGCAUUUUAAGUGAGACACUCUACAACCUGUUACAACUGGAGUGGGAGCAGAGAGAGGAGGAAGACAACCUUCUGAUUGAGAGAAUUCUGCUUCUGGUCCGGAAUGUUCUUCACGUGCCUGCAGAUCCUUUAGAGGAGAAGAAAGUGGACGAUGACGCCAGUGUCCACGACCGGCUGCUUUGGGCCAUUCACAUGAGCGGCUUUGACGACCUGGUCAAGUUCUUGGCCUCGGCCCAGAGUGAGCAGCAGUGGAGCAUGCACGUGUUGGAAAUCAUUUCCCUCAUGUUCAGAGACCAGACACCUGACACCUUGGUGAGUGCCGGGCACGCUCGCUCUGCAGAGGAGAAGCAGAGAGACACCUCGGAGCUGGAGCUGCUGAGGCAGAAGGAGCAGGCGGAGAAACGAUCUCGUACGCUGCAAAGAGGAAGCAGACAUUCCCGAUUUGGUGGCUCUUUUGUGGUGAAAGGCCUGAAGGCCAUCGGAGACAACGAUAUGAUUUAUCACAGAAAUGUUACCAACUUCAAAAACUACACCCACGACCUCGGUAAAGCUGUGAGACGCGUCCCUCGGCGAAACAGACAAGCCCAGGAAAACAUGGACAAACGGCGCUCAGCUUUCAACGUCCGACUCUUCCUGCGAGAGUUUUGCGUGGACUUCUUGGAGAACUGCUACAACCGUCUCAUGUACCUUGUCAAGGAGAGUCUGAUUCGGGAGCAGAGCCAGCAGCACGACGAGACCUACUACCUGUGGGCGCUCAGCUUCUUCAUGGCCUUCAACCGUGGCAACGCCUUCCGUGCCGAUUUAGUUUCCGAGACCAUGUCCAGUCGCGCGUUCCAUUUCAUUGAGCGCAACAUCACCAACUACUACGAGAUGAUGCUGACCGACCGCAAGGAGGCCACGUCCUGGUCCCGCAGGAUGCACCUGGCGCUGAAGGCAUACCAGGAGCUGCUGCUCACCGUUAAUGAGAUGGACCGAUCACACGACGGAAGCAUCCGUCACAGUGCCAAUGUUAUCAAAAGUAACAUAUUCUACCUGAUGGAAUACCGGGAGAUAUUCCUGACCUUGCUACGAAAGUAUGAUGAGACCAAACAGCCGCAGUCCUACCUCCAAGACCUGGUGGAGUCCACUCACCUCUUCCUGCGCAUGCUGGAGCGCUUCAGCAAGGGUCGCAAGAACUUGAUCGUGCAGAAAAAACGUGCAAAGCGGAAAAAGGCCAAAGGAGCCGCAAGCCAGCCAGCCGUAGACCGCAGCCCUGAAGCUCUGGCAGAAACCUGGAAGAUCGUGGAGGAAGAGCUGAGGGGAAUACAUUUCAAGCCGUCGCAAUCUUUGACCGAGGGCACCGUGCCUUUCGACGCCUCGUCCGAAACGCCGCUGGAGGAGCAGCGGACUGAGUCCAUGGUGCGUGUGCAGGACGCUCUCCUGGCGCGGCUGGGACCGGAGGCUUUGGCGCUCCUGCGGGCGGCCAGGGAGGUGUGGCCCGAGGGAGACGUCUUCGGCUCGGCUGACGUGGACCCCGAAGAGGAGCUGGAACUCCUCAAGCAGAUCUUGCACGCCGACCUGCCAAGGCCCGCGCCGCCCGAGACUCAAGCGGAGGAGGACGAGGAUGAGGAUGCUGCGCUGAUGGAGGAGGAAGAGGAGCUGCAAGCCGUCCAGGUUUCUGAAACCGAGUUCAAGUUCCUGGAUUUUAUCAAAAAGUUCGCCAACCCCGGCAUCAUACGGCCAUACCUGCUCUUGCUCAGAUCCUACGCCAAAAACACUCCUCACACCAACCACUGCGUGGUUCGGAUGCUCCACCGCGUGGCCGUCGACCUCAAAAUGGACGCCCUGCUCUACCAGCUCUCCGUCUUCCAUCUCUUCAACAAGAUCCUGAGCGACGCCGCCGCGUCGGCUUACAAGGAGCUGCUCACCUUCGCCAAGUACGUGCUGAGACGUUUCUUCACGCUGGCUGCCACCAACAACAAGGCCUACGUGGAGCUCUUGUUCUGGAAGAAUGUCGGCGCCGUGCGGGAGAUGACUGAAGGCUACGGCCCAGACGGAGCGGAGAAGAAGCCCGCAUGGACGGAGGAGGAAGAGCAGGAGCUGCGCACGCUCUAUGAAGAGCACCGCCACUCCGAAGUACCUGACAUUGUGGAGACGCUGUUGCCGUUGCUAAGCAACAGCACGCGCACACGGAGGCAGGUGGUGACGCAGCUGGUGCACAUGGGUCUGGUGGACAGCGCCAAGCAGCUGAAGAAACCCAAGAAAGGUACGGGGAUCGUUCUUUGGACGCAGGAGCAAGAAGAUGAGUUACAGAUGCUCUACGCGGAAUACAAAGACUCUGACGAUGCACUGGGCGACAUCCUGAAGAAGCUCACGGCCAGGCGCUCCCGCGCACGUGUGGUGGACAAGCUGCUCAGUCUGGGCCUGAUCUCCGAGAGACGAGAACUGAACAAGAAGAAGAAGAGUCGUGGCGCUCGUCCGAAGAGUUCCGGCAGCGGAAUGACCGAGGAGGAUUUCUUAGCGGGACUCACGCAGGACUCUCCGGGUGAUGGUACGAACCGGGAGGACGAAGAGCAUGAAUCCGAAGAGAGUGAGGGAGACGAGGAGAUGGAAGAAAGACGGGAUGGCGACAGGAGGAACCGGAGCUUUGUGUCUAAAGGGCACGGGGGAGCUGACGUCGUCGCCAUGGUGACUGCGCUGCAUCAGGGAGGCAUGUCUUUAGCCCUCGCAUGGUUGCAACGCUGCCUGGAAAAAACUGCACGGGACCGCAUUGCAGACGGUUUCUCCCAGCCGGCGCCUCUAGUCCCUUUGAACGAGGAAAGCGAUGAGGCCAUGGAGGACUCCAGCUUCCUGAGGCUGCUGCGCAAACUGGGCAUGCGACCCCCUGCAAAUGAACAGGAGGCGUUUUGGAGAAUCCCGGAAAAGAUCAGCGCAUCUCAGCUCCAGAGUGCGGCCGCAUCUCUGCGUCCAAAUCAAGGGGAGUCCCGAAGUGAAGGGGUCUCUGAGGAAGAUGUUGUUCCAGCUGAAGAACCUCAGGUCUCUGAUGAAGAUGCAGCCAUUCCUGAGGAUGUGGACAGCUCAUUUGAGAGGCCCCUAGAGAAGAUGGCGAAAAGAAGCAGAGUGAUGGAUGAGGAGGAUGAGGACGACUGCUCCGCUCUGGUCAUCAAUCUGGAGACGCAUUCUGACGCAGAUUCGGACCAGGAGGACAUUUCUGCUCCUGUGAAGCGCCGGCGGAAGAUGGUGUUGAUUGAUGAGGAGGAUGAUGAUGAUGAUUAGUAGACCUGUGAACAUUCCCACAAAAAGUCGUUCUUUUCAGAGGCGUAGGUGAGUCUAAUCCAGGCCUGGGCAAUUAUUUGGACUCGGAGGGGCCAAAUUUAGGGAAAAAAAAUGAGUCUGGGGGCCGAAAUAUCUGAUUUUUAGGAACAUUAAUACAAAACCUCACAAUAAUGUCUGAUUGAAUGCUAAAAAAUUUAUGAAAGACUGCCUUAAAAAUGGAAUUUCAAAUGUUUGACUGAAUGAGACACCUAGAAAGAAUAUUAACUAUGAAGAAUAAAACACUGAAUAUUGACAACAUAUGAACAUCACACUCCCUUUCCAUCCACAUGUUUUACAAACAAGCAAAACACAACAAAAAUGCCAUAAACACAGCGAAAUAUGAAUGUGAAGGGUAAAAAAAAACAUCUACAAUCUGAUAUAUCACUAAGCUUUAGAACUUUGUUGUGAAAAUGUCCUUCCACGUCUGUCCCUGACACCCACAUUUCAGGUUAGCUGCUCUGGAAACACUCUGUGGAAAUACUGUUUGGUGCCUCGUCUGAGCUGCUGUGACGUAGAUGACUAUAGUAACUAAUUAGAUGACCAUAGUAACUAAUUAGAUGACCAUAGUAACUAUUUAGAUGACCAUAGUAACUAAUUAGAUGACCAUAGUAACCAAUUAGAGGACCAUAGUAACUAAUUAGAUGACCAUAGUAACUAAUUAGAUGACCAUAGUAACUAUUUAGAUGACCAUAGUAACUAAUUAGAUGACCAUAGUAACCAAUUAGAGGACCAUAGUAACUAAUUAGAUGACCAUAGUAACCAAUUAGAGGACCAUAGUAACUAAUUAGAUGACCAUAGUAACCAAUUAAAGGACCAUAGUAACCAAUUAGAGAACCAUAGUAACCAAUUAGAUGACCAUAGUAACUAAUUAGAUGACCAUAGUAACAUCUGAGCUGCUGUGACGUAGAUUACCAUAGUAACUAAUUAGAGAACCAUAGUAACCAAUUAGAGGACCAUAGUAACUAAUUAGAGGACCGUAGUAACUAAUUAGAGGACCAUAGUAACUAAUUAGAUGACCAUAGUAACUAAUUAGAGAACCAUAGUAACCAAUUAGAGGACCACAGUAACUAAUUAGAGGACCGUAGUAACUAAUUAGAGGACCAUAGUAACUAAUUAGAGGACCAUAGUAACUAAUUAGAGGACCAUAGUAACUAAUUAGAUGACCAUAGUAACUAAAUAGAUGACAAUAGUAACUAAUUAGAUGACCAUAAUAACUAAUUAGAUGACCAUAGUAACUAAUUAGAUGACAAUAGUAACUAAUUAGAUGACCAUAGUAACUAAAUAGAUGACAAUAGUAACUAAUUAGAUGACCAUAGUAACUAAUUAGAUGACCAUAGUAACUAAAUAGAUGACAAUAGUAACUAAUUAGAUGACCAUAAUAACUAAUUAGAUGACCAUAGUAACUAAAUAGAUGACAAUAGUAACUAAAUAGAUAACCAUAGUAACUAAAUAGAUGACCAUAGCAACUAAUUAGAUGACCAUAGUAACUAAUUAGAUGACCAUAGUAACUAAAUAGAUGACAAUAGCAACUAAUUAGAUGAGCAUAGUAACUAAUUAGAUGACAAUAGUAACUAAUUAGAUGAGCAUAGUAACUAAUUAGAUGACAAUAGUAACUAAUUAGAUGACCAUAGUAACUAAUUAGAUGACCAUAGUAACUAAAUAGAUGACCAUAGUAACUAAUUAGAUGACCAUAGUAACUAAAUAGAUGACCAUAGUAACUAAUUAGAUGACCAUAGUAACUAAUUAGAUGACCAUAGUAACUAAUUAGAUGACCAUAGUAACCAAUUAGAGGACCAUAGUAACUAAUUAGAUGACCAUAGUAACUAAUUAGAUGAUCAUAGUAACUAAUUAGAUGAUCAUAGUAACUAAUUAGAUGACCAUAGUAACUAAUUAGAUGACCAUAGUAACUAAAUAGAUGACAAAAGUAACUAAUUAGAUGACCAUAGUAACUAAAUAGAUGACCAUAGUAACUAAUUAGAUGACCAUAGUAACUAAAUAGAUGACAAUAGUAACUAAUUAGAUGAGCAUAGUAACUAAUUAGAUGACCAUAGUAACUAAUUAGAUGACCCUAGUGACUAAUUUGAUGAGCAUAGUAACUAAUUAGAUCACCAUAGUAACUAAAUAGAUGACAAAAGUAACUAAUUAGAUGACCAUAGUAACUAAAUAGAUGACCAUAGUAACUAAUUAGAUGACCAUAGUAACUAAAUAGAUGACAAUAGUAACUAAUUAGAUGAGCAUAGUAACUAAUUAGAUGACCAUAGUAACUAAUUAGAUGACCCUAGUGACUAAUUUGAUGAGCAUAGUAACUAAUUAGAUGACAAUAGUAACUAAUUAGAUGACCAUAGUAACUAAUUAGAUGACCAUAGUAACUAAAUAGAUGACUAUAGUAACUAAUUAGAUGACCAUAGUAACUAAUUAGAUGACAAUAGUAACUAAUUAGAUGACCAUAGUAACUAAAUAGAUGACCAUAGUAACUAAUUAGAUGACCAUAGUAACUAAUUAGAUGACCAUAGUAACUAAUUAGAUGACAAUAGUAACUAAUUAGAUGACCAUAGUAACUAAUUAGAUGACCAUAGUAACUAAAUAGAUGACCAUAGCAACUAAUUAGAUGACCAUAGUAACUAAUUAGAUGACCAUAGUAACUAAAUAGAUGACAAUAGCAACUAAUUAGAUGAGCAUAGUAACUAAUUAGAUGACAAUAGUAACUAAUUAGAUGACCAUAGUAACUAAUUAGAUGACCAUAGUAACUAAUUAGUUGACCAUUAGUAACUAAUUAGUUGACCAUAGUAACUAAUUAGAUGACCAUAGUAACUAAUUAGAUGACCAUAGUAACUAAUUAUAUGACCAUAGUAACUAAUUAGAUGACCAUAGUAACUAAUUAGAUGACCAUAGUAACUAAUUAGAUGGCCAUAGUAACUAAUUAGAUGGCCAUAGUAACUAAUUAGAUGACCAUAGUAACUAAUUAGAUGACCAUAGUAACUAAUUAGUUGACCAUAGUAACUAGUUUAUCAUGCAAAAGCACACAGAUUCCAAGCAUGGAAAUACUUGGUAUAGUUGGAGACUUACUGAAGGUCAUUAAAAAACAUGACUUCACAUCAUAAUGGCAGCUACACUUUACAUCUUAAAGAUCUAAAAAAAAAUAUUUGGGAAUAUCCGGGGGUCCAGACUGAAACACUUAACGGCCCUCAUGCGACCCCAGACCUUAAUUUGCCCAGGUCUGGUCUAAUCAAACAUACUCGGCCCUUUUUAAUUGUGUACAAAUAUAUUUCAUUUGUUGCUCUUUUCUCCUUAUCAAGCUAAAGAUGCAGGAGUCUUCUCAUGUAUCCCAAAUCUGAAAGCCCCUCUUCCGUUUCUGUAAUAAAAGUUUGUCAAUGUAA
Nerophis ophidion (straightnose pipefish) is the source of this 7213-nucleotide messenger RNA. It is a transcript of the gene timeless, whose product is annotated as timeless circadian clock. Bases 168 to 3797 code for a protein of 1209 amino acids. Gene Ontology annotation, molecular function: DNA binding. The transcript has 30 exons. Gene Ontology annotation, cellular component: replication fork protection complex. Gene Ontology annotation, biological process: replication fork arrest; DNA replication checkpoint signaling; DNA repair. NCBI's taxonomy places the organism in Eukaryota, Metazoa, Chordata, Actinopteri, Syngnathiformes, Syngnathidae. The record is from RefSeq and is a predicted model, not a curated record.